Ochlerotatus camptorhynchus is the source of this 1404-nucleotide messenger RNA. RefSeq lists its product as uncharacterized. Bases 1 to 1404 code for a protein of 467 amino acids. Lineage: Eukaryota; Metazoa; Arthropoda; Insecta; Diptera; Culicidae. The record is from RefSeq and is a predicted model, not a curated record. The transcript has 4 exons.
AUGUCCAUACGAACUGCACACAAUAAUACCGAUGAUCAACUACCAGAUGCCGAAGCGGCACCAAUGGAGGAGGAAAUUCAUUUGUUAACUUCAAGUGACAUCUGUGUUGCUGGUGAAGUAGAAGUGGGUUCAAUUUCCGAUGAAAAUGUUAUUCCGUAUAUCCCGGAUACCUUAAACCGUACCUCCAUCAAUAUUGGCAUUGAAAAUGACCAUAAUUAUUGCGCAAAUGUUGAAAAUAUAAUUCAAUGCAUGGAACGAUUAGUAAUCGUCGAAGAAGAGAAUCGGGAACUUAAAAAGAAGCUUCGAAUGAAGCAGAAGCAAACUUGGGCUUUGAAAGCAAACAUUAGAGCUCUUCAAGAAGAAUCCAAGAAACUUAAAUCGGACUUACUGUUGCGAUCAUCAAACCUUGCAGAUCCCAUGCUUAUGGAGCUACAAAAGAAUAAAAACAGGAAAACCCGUGGCGCAAGAUUUUCAGAUAAGAUGCGAAACAUGUCUAUCAUACUGCAUUAUUGUUCCAGCAAGGCCUAUCGGCAGAUGCGAAAAAUUUUCACAUUACCCUCUGUUGAAACUAUAAAACGAUGGCUAUCCAGGUUGAACAUCAAAGAAGGAUUUUCGUCGACGAUUUUACAGCUCCUUAAAUUCAAAGUAGCUGGUCUGCCAGAGGACGAGAAACUGGUCACUGUAUUUAUCGACGAGAUGAGCGUUUCACAACGUCUAACAUAUGUUGCAAAUUCUGAUCCCGAUUAUUUCAUGGGAUUUCCCACGAAAGUUGGGAAAGAAACUGUCAAUAUGAACCAAAGAGCCAGUGCAGCCCUUACCAUUAUGGUGAAAUCCAUCAAAUCAGGAUUUAAGCAGGCCAUUGGUUAUUUCUUUAAUACCAGUUCAUUGAAAUCAGAGCGGUUGCAGAAUAUCGUCAACGAAGGUUUGAAGCUGGAAGCACAGUGUCCGAAGCUACCAUCUCAGUCACGUAAACCUUAUUUUAUCGAUGGAUGGUUAAUUUAUAUUUCGGCUAUUGAGGGGUUGUGGAAAGAUCUUCAGAAUAACCAUGGUUUCUCAUUUUUGAGAACCAGAAAUUUGUCUCAAGAUUGCCUCGAACACUUUUUCUCGCUCAUACGAUGGAAGAACUGCAAUAAUAACCACCCAGAUCCCAGCAAAUUUUCAUCAGCUUAUAAGUCCAUUUCGUGGACCGUCUCGGACGAAAUUGACGUCGUUGAAAUACACAAGAAAUAUCAACGGGCCGAGGUGGCUACCUUGCGGAAUACCCGAAGUGGCAGGGAACGAAGGAGAUCGGCAGUCAUCGAUUGCAACUUUCAACUGACGAUCAGAUACAUAGGAUGCGAACCAUCGAAGGAGACUGCCGUUUAUACCGAGCCGAGUCUAUCCAGUUUGACGAUCGUUAUAUAG